Molecule: messenger RNA, 734 nt
Organism: Mercurialis annua (annual mercury)
Lineage: Eukaryota; Viridiplantae; Streptophyta; Magnoliopsida; Malpighiales; Euphorbiaceae
Product: splicing factor 3B subunit 6-like protein
Exons: 1
Coding region: 88-462 (124 amino acids)
Biological process (GO): mRNA splicing, via spliceosome
Cellular component (GO): U2 snRNP; precatalytic spliceosome; catalytic step 2 spliceosome
Molecular function (GO): RNA binding
Source: RefSeq, a predicted model, not a curated record
UCCUCUAUAAACCGUAAUUCCAAACCCUGUUUUCUCUUUCAAUUUUCUCGACGUUUCUCAGCAACCAAACACACCAAUUCUCCCAAAAUGGCAGCAAUCAGUCUCCGGAAAGGCAACACGCGUCUCCCACCGGAAGUAAACCGAGUCCUCUACGUCCGUAACUUACCGUUCAACAUCUCAAGCGAAGAGAUGUACGAUAUUUUCGGAAAAUACGGAGCCAUUCGUCAAAUUCGAAUCGGAACCAACAAAGACACGCGCGGGACGGCGUUUGUUGUGUACGAAGAUAUUUACGACGCCAAAACGGCGGUGGAUCACUUGUCUGGAUUCAACGUGGCGAAUAGGUAUCUGAUUGUUUUGUAUUAUCAGCAAGCUAAAAUGAGUAAGAAAUUUGAUCAGAAGAAAAAAGAAGAUGAGAUUGCUAGAAUGCAAGAGAAAUAUGGCGUCUCUACUAAAGAUAAGUAGAGUGAGAAACCCUAAUUUUUAUUAAUUUGGGAUUUUAGGGUUUCUUCUUAAAAUUUAGUGUAUAUUAAUGGAGUUGUUAUGCUAUUGCUCAAAUUUUAAGUACUUGUGUGGAACUUGUAGUGGUUCUUUAAUGAUAAGAAUUUGAAAGCCCUAAUUUUACAAAAAUGAGGUAUUUGUGGAAUUUUAGGGGUUCUUUUAUUUGCUUGUUUCUGUUUGGCGAAUUGGCGAAUUCUGUUUCUUUUAAUGUUAUGCUACUGAUAGUUGCUGCGAAA